Molecule: messenger RNA, 1580 nt
Organism: Parastagonospora nodorum SN15
Lineage: Eukaryota; Fungi; Ascomycota; Dothideomycetes; Pleosporales; Phaeosphaeriaceae
Exons: 2
Coding region: 233-1423 (396 amino acids)
Source: RefSeq, a predicted model, not a curated record
ACGACACGAGUAGUCUUGCGCUUCCUCGGUCCACUUUCUAUUCAGUUAUCUUGUCCCCUACCUGGAAUGAGCUUGAGUGUGGUCGAAUAAGCGAAGAUGAAGCUCUUGCAGCUAUUGGUAAAGAGCUUUCGCUUGACCCGGAAACCAUCCACGGAGCGACUGUUCGCAAGCGCGACAGACGCUGCGAGUAGAUCACGAGCUGUAUGCCCAGCUGCUGGCACUCAAGGACGAGAUGGAGGGCAACUUGAAAGUCUUCGCGAUGACAAAUAUUGCCAAAGACGACUUCUUGCGACUCAAAGCGGUGCUACCGAGUUGGAACCUAUUCGAUGAAGAAUUCACCUCUUGCGAAGUAGGCAUGAUCAAGCCCGAACUGGGCUACUACCAGUAUGUGCUUCGAGAAGCCAAUCUCGAUGACCCAUCGUCCGUCAUAUUUGUCGAUGACAAGAUUGCUAACGUGGUUGCAGCUCGUUCUUUCGGCAUCCACGGGAUUGUGUAUGAUUCUGCGGAGAUGCUGAUGCGUCGAUUGCGGAACCAGCUCUUCGAUCCUAUAGCACGAGCUUGCGAAUUCAUGAGGGCCAACGCAAGGAACCAUGUCACGCAGGUUGAAGAUGGUCCCAUGUUCCGCGACGUGUUCUCGCAGUUCUUGAUCCAUACAGUGCUGCAAGAUGCUAGCAUCAUUAGCCUAUCACCUGGAGAGGCUUCAACCACUCAGAUUGAGCAAGAUCUUCAGCAAGCAAAGCAGAGAGCUAAGCAAUGGAACUAUUUUGCUGGGCCACCGGUGGGAACCACAGCAAAAUUUCCGGCCGAUGUAGACGACACUGCAAUGGCUCUACUUGCCUUUUCGCCGCCCGCUAGCUCUGCGAACGCUGUGCUGGAUACCUUUCUCGCAAAUCGACAUAGUCGCGAUGGCCUCGUGCAGACAUACUUCGACAAAAGUCGGCCCCGCGUUUGCGCAGUGGUGCUUGUCAAUGUAUGCCGUGUCUUCUACCAUUAUAACCGAGGUGAAGACAUCCAGCAUGAGCUGCAAUACGUGCGCCAUAUCCUAUCCAAUCGAGCCUGUCUCGAAGGCACUGCAAUGUACUUAGGGACGGAGCCAUUUCUGUACUUCCUCUCGUGUCUUGUUCAGGAUAAUCUGAACAUGCCUGAAGUGCAGUCGUUGCGUGAGCCACUAGCCUCUGCUCUUCGUGAGCGCGUCGGUCGUGGCGGGGAUAGCUUCAGGAUCGCCAGUCGGGCGCUUGCAUGUCAAGCGAUGGGCGUUUGGGUUGACCCUGAUAUUUCCGACCUUAAAGAGUUGCAACUCUGCGACGGUGGAUGGGAGAUUGGAUGGGUUUGUCGUUAUGGGCGCACCCAGAAGCGGAUUGGAAGCCGGGCGCCGUGGUCUACUGCCGUUUGCUAUUCAAAGUAUUGGGAGCACGAGGCUUAAGCGGUUCGUGAAGCGGGUCUGAAGGAAUGAACCGUCGAUCUUGGCCGAAUGUUGAUCGUGUAUUUAAUGGCGUUGCCUUCACUCUCAUAGGACACAGGAGGAAUUCAAGCGGUGCUACUGAAUCGCUGCUAUGCUAGUCGCAUUGUAAACAUAUUGG